CCGGCGAGGGGCGAUUUGUGGGCGGGCCGCCCCGCGGGAGGGGCGGGUCUGACCCUGCGCCUUCGCCGGGUGGGCGGGGCGAGAGGCAGGCGACCCGGAAGGGCCGGCGCCUGGCUGCCAAUCUCGCUUGCAGGACUGCAGGACCCAACGCUGUCCGGCCGGCCUCCCGCCCGGAACACGGCAGCCAGUAUGGGCCGGAAGGUGACCGUGGCCACCUGCGCGCUCAACCAGUGGGCUCUGGACUUCGAGGGCAAUUUGCAAAGGAUUUUAAAGAGUAUUGAAAUUGCCAAAAACAGAGGAGCAAGAUACAGGCUUGGACCGGAGCUGGAAAUAUGUGGCUACGGAUGUUGGGAUCAUUAUUAUGAGUCGGACACCCUCUUGCACUCGCUGCAAGUCCUGGCUGCCCUCCUGGAGUCUCCAGUCACUCAGGACAUCAUCUGCGAUGUGGGGAUGCCUGUGAUGCACCGAAACGUCCGCUACAACUGCAGAGUGAUAUUUCUCAACAGGAGGAUCCUGCUCAUCAGACCCAAGAUGGCCUUGGCGAACGAAGCCAACUACCGUGAGCUGCGCUGGUUCACCCCGUGGUCAAGGAGUCGGAAAACAGAGGAGUAUUUUCUCCCUCGGGUGUUACAGGACCUGACAAAGCAGGAAACCGUGCCCUUCGGAGACGCAGUGCUGGCCACCCAGGACACCUGCAUCGGGAGCGAGAUCUGUGAGGAGCUCUGGACACCCCACAGCCCCCACGUCGACAUGGGCCUGGAUGGAGUGGAGAUCAUCACCAAUGCCUCGGGCAGUCACCACGUGCUGCGCAAAGCCCACGCCAGGGUAGACCUAGUGACCAUGGCCACCACCAAGAACGGUGGGAUUUACAUGCUGGCCAACCAGAAGGGCUGUGACGGGGACCGCCUCUACUAUGACGGCUGCGCCAUGAUCGCCAUGAAUGGAAGCAUUUUUGCUCAGGGGUCCCAGUUUUCUCUGGACGACGUGGAAGUCCUGACUGCCACGUUGGAUUUGGAGGACAUCAGGAGCUACAGGGCGGAGAUUUCAUCUCGAAACCUGGCGGCCAGCAGGGUGAGCCCCUACCCUCGAGUGAAGGUGAACUUUGCCCUGUCGUGCCACGAGGACUUGCUGGAGCCAAUCUCAGAGCCUGUCAAGUGGAAAUACCACAGUCCUGAGGAGGAGAUAAGCCUUGGACCUGCCUGCUGGCUUUGGGACUUUCUAAGACGAAGCCAACAGGCGGGGUUUUUCCUGCCCCUAAGUGGCGGAGUGGACAGCGCAGCCACCGCCUGCCUCGUCUACUCCAUGUGCCACCAGGUCUGCGAGGCCGUGAAGAGCGGAAAUCAGGAGGUGUUGGCUGAUGUUCGGACGAUCGUGAACCAGGUCAGCUACACCCCCCAGGACCCUCGAGACCUGUGCGGACGCAUACUGACCACCUGCUACAUGGCCAGUGAGAACUCCUCCCAGGAGACAUGUGGCAGGGCUGGAGAGCUGGCGCGGCAGAUUGGAAGCCACCACAUCAGCCUCCACAUCGAUCCGGCCGUGAGGGCCGUGGUGGGCAUCUUCAGCCUGGUGACGGGGAAGAGCCCACUGUUUGCAGCUCAUGGAGGAAGCAGCAGGGAGAACCUGGCGCUGCAGAAUGUGCAGGCUCGGAUCCGGAUGGUCCUGGCCUACCUCUUUGCCCAGCUGAGCCUCUGGUCUCGGGGUGCUCGUGGUGGUCUUCUUGUGCUCGGAUCUGCCAACGUGGAUGAGAGUCUCCUGGGCUACCUGACCAAGUACGACUGCUCCAGUGCUGACAUCAACCCCAUCGGUGGGAUCAGCAAGACGGACCUGCGAGCCUUCGUCUGCUUCUGCCUUGAGCGGUUCCAGCUCCCCGCCCUGCAGAGCAUCUUGUCAGCGCCAGCCACUGCAGAGCUGGAACCGUUGGCCAAUGGACAGGUGUCCCAGACUGAUGAGGAAGAUAUGGGGAUGACAUACGCGGAGCUCUCCGUCUACGGGAGGCUCAGGAAGAUCGCCAAGACGGGGCCCUACAGCAUGUUCUGCAGACUCCUGAACAUGUGGAGAGACAUCUGCACCCCAAGACAGGUGGCUGAAAAAGUGAAGCAGUUUUUCUCCAAGUAUUCCAUGAACAGACACAAGAUGACUACGCUCACACCGGCAUACCACGCUGAGAACUACAGCCCUGACGACAACAGGUUUGAUCUGCGACCGUUCCUGUACAACACCCGCUGGCCUUGGCAGUUUCGGUGCAUAGAAAAUCAGGUGCUGCAGCUCGAGAGGAAAAAGCAGCAGGAGCUGCAUGAUGUGGACUGAUGGGCAGUCCCACCUGGAUGCCUCCUCUCCACGGGGACCCAGUGUCACCUCAGCAUGGCUGGCGGCCAAGGGCAGGAGCCCCAGCACCCCCACCUGAGUGGCCCGGGGUCAAGCUUUGUUUUACAUUUCGAGGGAAAGGGAUCUUUCAUUCUCGUUCCUUAAAAGGAGGCUAAUAAAGCGAAUGUGCCAUG
Cynocephalus volans (Philippine flying lemur) is the source of this 2501-nucleotide messenger RNA. RefSeq names its product NAD synthetase 1 (gene NADSYN1). The record is from RefSeq and is a predicted model, not a curated record. The coding region runs from base 190 to 2310 and encodes 706 amino acids. Gene Ontology annotation, biological process: NAD+ biosynthetic process. Gene Ontology annotation, molecular function: glutaminase activity; ATP binding; NAD+ synthase (glutamine-hydrolyzing) activity. The transcript is spliced from 21 exons. Gene Ontology annotation, cellular component: cytoplasm. Lineage: Eukaryota; Metazoa; Chordata; Mammalia; Dermoptera; Cynocephalidae.